Molecule: messenger RNA, 2369 nt
Organism: Eriocheir sinensis (Chinese mitten crab)
Lineage: Eukaryota; Metazoa; Arthropoda; Malacostraca; Decapoda; Varunidae
Product: opsin, ultraviolet-sensitive-like
Exons: 9
Coding region: 318-1463 (381 amino acids)
Biological process (GO): G protein-coupled receptor signaling pathway; visual perception
Cellular component (GO): membrane
Molecular function (GO): G protein-coupled receptor activity
Source: RefSeq, a predicted model, not a curated record
GUGCUUCUUGGCAACAGUUAUGGGCCAGAAACCGGUAAAUACGAGGCUCUGAGUACGAUAAUCUGGCAACGGUGCCCCUCACCCAAAUCUGGCCACACACUCCUAAAAGGCGGAUUACUCAAAACCAAAGGCCAGGUGUAACAGGCUUAGCGAGGGGAGGCGCAGGUAUAUACGUGACGAGGGGAGGUGCGGCCCGCUGUCACCCAGGGCACCCCACACCUGGCACGCAGCUCGCACGGCUCAGCAACAACUUCAUCAGCAUCCAUUACUCUUCCCCCAGGACGAACUCAGCCCCUCGACCUCCGACCAGCGACAACAUGUUCAUCACCAACGACACGGCCGCCAGCCCCGUGCCCGCCCCUCUAUGGGGUGCGGGGUCUGGCGUGAUGGCGGCCGGACGCUACGAAGUGAAGAUGCUGGGUUACAACACCCCCCCUGACUACCUCGAGUACGUCCACCCCUUCUGGAGGACCUUCGAGGCGCCCAACCCCUUCCUCAACUACAUGCUCGGCGUCUUCUACAUCUUCUUCGGGAUCUUCGCCGUCAUAGGGAACGGUGUGGUUAUGUGGAUCUUUUCGACCACCAAGAGUCUCCGCACGCCUUCCAACAUGUUCGUCAUCAACCUGGCGCUCAUGGAUUUUAUCAUGAUGCUGAAAACUCCCGUGUUCGUCCUCAACUCCUUCAACGACGGGCCGGUGUGGGGCAAGACGGGCUGCGACAUCUUCGGACUCAUGGGCGCCUUCUCCGGGGUGGGCGCCGCCUCCUGCAACGCCGUCAUCGCCUACGACAGAUACAAGACCAUCGCCAAGCCCUUCGAAGCCAAGUUCUCCCGCGGCACGGCCAUCGCCAUAGUGGUCGUGACGUGGCUCUACGCGCUGCCCUGGACUAUCAUGCCCUACCUCGAGGUCUGGGGGAGGUUCGUGCCAGAGGGCUUCCUGACGAGCUGCACCUUCGACUACAUGACGGAGGACUCGAACACCAAGAGCUUCGUGGCCACCAUCUUCUUCUUCGCCUACUGCGUGCCCUCCAGCAUCAUCUUCUUCUGCUACAGCCAGAUCUUCGGACACGUCAGCGCGCACGAGAAGGCGAUGCGGGCACAGGCCAAGAGGAUGAACGUGACCAACUUCCGCUCGGUGGGGACGAAGGAGGAGCAGGAGAAAUCAGCGGAGAUACGGAUUGCCAAGGUCGCCAUCACCAUCUUUUUCCUGUUCUCCAUCUCUUGGGUUCCAUACGCCACGGUGGCCCUCAUCGCCGCCUUCGGGAACAGGUCACUCUUGACGCCCCUGGUGGCCAUGAUCCCAGCCUGCACUUGCAAGACCGUGGCCUGCCUCGACCCCUGGGUGUACGCCAUCAACCACCCCAAGUACAGGCUGGAACUCAUGAAGCGGAUGCCGUGGUUCUGCGUGCACGAGGAGGCGCCCUCAGACACCGCCUCGGCCUCCACCACUGCCACCAAGGAGUAGCGGAGACGUGUGUGUGUUUGUGUGCGUGUGAGUGUUGCCCCAAAAGUGUGGUCUUGGUGGAGUCUUGCAGUGGAAGAGGUAAUGUUUUGUCUGUCUGUCCGUCUUGAUGUUUACCUGUUUUGUGGACUAGACUUACAUAUGUUAAAAGAGAAAAGUGUAUCCGACUGUCUGUCUAUCUGUGUCUCUCUGUCUGUUUGUCUGUGUUGUGUUAUAUUCAUCUAGGUGUUGAGUGUCUUGUCAAGUCUGUACUAACGUCUGUGUCCUGUGCCAUGCCGAGGUGUGUCUGUUGAUGCUUAAUCGUCAUAAUUCUGAUUUCAUGACGUCAAUCUUGUCAUUUGAUAUUAUGUUAGGUUUGGUUAUACUUGUCUCUAUUUACAGUCUUAUGCUAUAUUAGUUUUGAAGUUAUGUUUGGCUUUAUUCUCAGUACCAUGUUAGUUCUGACGUCGUGUUUGUCUACUUGUUUGUUAUGAUAUUACUGUUGUUUAAUUUUCUUGUGCAAGGUUUGGUCCGAAAAGAAAUUGCCUCAUGUCCUUAAAACAACCCAGGCCUCGAGUUUAAGAUGCUAUUGUCUUGAGUAAAUGUCAGACAAAGAAAGAUCCAAGGCUCUCCAAAAGAUUCAAAACACAUAAAGCGACCGAACCCAGAACGCUUUUAUACCGUAACACAAGACAAGAGCCAGGACUGUACAGUAACGAAACACAGGAUUCAAGACACUAUAUAACGCAAGCCAGGAUCAAAUACCCUAUAGCAUCACGCAAGGAUGAAUCAACGACUUCAUAAUUAUCUUGUGUCGACGAAAGGCGGCCAACGAGCGGCAGGUAGCGACGCGUGAUGUGCUGGCAGCCCUCGAUGAUGCAAACUGUGAACCCGCAACCUUUGUAGUAAUUAAUAAACGUCCCAGCAUCG